Messenger RNA from Ceraceosorus guamensis, 1329 nucleotides. RefSeq names its product FMN-linked oxidoreductase. Gene Ontology annotation, molecular function: FMN binding; NADP binding; NADPH dehydrogenase activity. The record is from RefSeq and is a predicted model, not a curated record. Lineage: Eukaryota; Fungi; Basidiomycota; Exobasidiomycetes; Ceraceosorales; Ceraceosoraceae. The transcript is spliced from 5 exons. Bases 1 to 1329 code for a protein of 442 amino acids. Gene Ontology annotation, cellular component: intracellular anatomical structure.
AUGUCCCACUCGAAGCAAAAAUUUGCGCGAGGCCAGCAAGCUCCCAAGUUGGAUGCUGAUGCUGGUCUAGCGCUCACCGCUGGUCACUUUGAUCAAGCUGUAGAAGGCUGGGCACCCAUCGGUACGUUGCCAGACGAUGUGCUUCCGGAAGGGCAAGCUCGACCCAAGCUGUUCGACAGUCUGGUCGAGCUCAAUCAUUCCGGUGGUCUAGCGCUCAAGAACAGGGUGGUGGUGUCGCCCAUGUGUCAGUAUGUCGCCAAGGAUGGCUUCCCAAGCGUCUACCAUCUCGGCCACCACGCUUCCUGGGCCCUGCACGGCGUCGGCACCAUCAUGUUCGAGACCACUGGCGUCACUCCAGCUGGCAGGAUCAGUACGCACGAUCUGGGUCUUUGGAAGGAUGAGCAGAUUCCAGCGUUCAUCUCCCUCGUAUCAUCCCUGCGCACCCUCUCGCCCGGUCUGACAGUGGGCGUGCAGCUGGGCCAUGCAGGCAGAAAAUCCUCCACAUUUCCGCCUUUUCAGCGUCGCCCACGCAAGCACGAGCAGUGGGCGGAAGAGGAGGAAGGCGGUUGGCCAGAGGAGAUUGUCGCUCCCAGCGCUGUCCCUUACGGACCCAACUGGUUCAAACCUCGCGAGCUGAGCAUCGGCGAGAUCGAGAACAUAAAGCAACAAUUCAUCCAAGCUGCAGAGAGAGCCUACGACAAGGUCGGUGUCGAUUUCAUCGAGAUUCACCUGGCUCACGGCUACCUCGGACACCAAUUCCUCUCGCCGCUGUCCAACAAGCGCACAGACCAGUAUGGCGGUUCCUUUGAGGGUCGCAUAAAGUUUCCCUUGGACAUCAUCAAGGCCAUCCGAGCCAGGUGGCCAGAACGCUCGCUUUGGGUGCGAAUCUCUGCUACGGAUCAAUGUGAUCACUUGGCUGCCCAGGGUACAGAGGUGUGGGACUUGGAGCAGACCAAGAAGCUCGCAGAAAUCCUGGAUCGAGAGGGUGUGGCUGUGCUGGAUGUCAGCUCCGGCGGUCUAGUGGCCGAGCAACAGAUCCAAGUCGGGCACGCCUACCAAGCGCCAUUGGCCGCCGGCAUCAAAUCGCUGAAGUUGCCCUCGAUGAAGGUCAUGUCCGUCGGCAUGCUCGAGUCGGGACCGAACGACAAGGCAGGAGAGGUGGCCGAAGCGACGCUUCAAAAUGGUCAUGCAGAUCUCAUUGCUAUCGCGAGAGGUCAGAUGGCAUCGCCCAAUUGGACCGAAUUGGCUGCUGCCAACCUGGCCGGCGUGCGAACGGUCGAGAACCCGAGCUACCAUAGAAUUCACGGCCCAAAGCGCACUCCGCACUGA